Molecule: messenger RNA, 780 nt
Organism: Linderina pennispora
Lineage: Eukaryota; Fungi; Kickxellomycota; Kickxellomycetes; Kickxellales; Kickxellaceae
Exons: 1
Coding region: 35-724 (229 amino acids)
Source: RefSeq, a predicted model, not a curated record
UUUCUUAACGACACUUGCAUUUCUCACGACUACCAUGCCAUUCUCAGCCAAAAGCAUCUUCAGCGGAGCGCUCGGUAUCGCCGGCGACGAGGUCUCAAAGUCCGUGAACCGGCGCCCCGAGGUGAUCCUUCUGCGCAAGGUCCUGCCGUGGUCCAUCUUCACCGCCCAGCACCUGCUCAAUGCCUCAACCCUCCUCAUGUUCGCCAUCUACGAGCUCAAGACCACGACCCACCACUUUUUCCCGAUCGUGCACACCGCAAUCCGUGCCCUGAUCAUGCUUGUCGUAUUUGCCACCGCCGGCUACUUUAUCUUCACAAAGAAGAAGCACUGGGACAUCUGGAUGUCCCGCACCCACGCGCUGGGCUUCACCGGCAUGAACGCCCUUGUUGGAGCCCUUCUCUCGUACGACCCAAUGCUGCCUGAGAUCCAGGAAGGCGAAAGCAAGAACAAGAUCGGCCCGCAUGCGAAGCGCAUGUUUUAUGCUGCAGAGGUCUUUGUCGCCGUGUAUGUAAUCGGGUCGCUGCUGGUUCUUUUGUUUACGUACAAGGCCCGUACCAAGCUGCCUGGACAUGUCAAGCCGUUCCCCAAGGCUCCGGCCGAUGACUGUGCUGGCACAUACGCGCCGAAGCCUAUGUCCACCACCUACCAGGAUUCGAGCUACCUGUCAAGCACCAACAGCAGCAGCCACACCGUCGUGUCCGAUCCCAAGUUUUCCUUCUUGUGAACAUGGCCUCUCCCUAGCCCGCAAGUGACAUCAUACAGUCUCUUGGGUGUUCUAAG